AGAUUUUAGACUGCUGGUAGAUUUUAGACUGCUGGCUGACUGUAAACUUUGAUAAGAUCUGCCCGUGUCCGCUAGAGACAAGGAAACCACCAUAUGCAACCAUGGGAGCCUUUCAGCUAAGUUUUGUCUUCCUAGCCCUGGUGCUUGCCAGUAGCUGCACUCAGGUGAACAAGAAAUAUCUCAAGAAGAACUCACAUCUUCACGCUAAGGGUGUUCCCUACAGCAGUUUCUAUAAAAAACAAGCGGUGUGUGACGUCGAACAGUUCCACUGCCAUGAUGGUGGCUGUAUCAACGGCCUGUGGGAGUGCGACAUGGACAAAGAUUGUGAGGACGGGUCGGAUGAGCUCAAUUGUCCUACCGACUGUACCGGAGAGCACCAGUUGCAGUGCCACAACGGCUACUGUCUGGCCGGCUACUUCCACUGUGACGGCUACGACGACUGUGGCGACAACAGCGACGAGUUGGACUGCCAUCUCAUCCAAUGCGAGGAGGGUCAGGUCAAGUGCCCCAACCACAGGUGCAUCCAGCUCUCCUGGGUCUGUGACGGUGCCAACGACUGUGGUGAUGGAUGGGAUGAGAGCAACUGCACGUCAGGCUGCAACUUCUACCAGUUUGAGUGUGCUGACCAGUCCAGGUGUAUCCCCCUCUCCUGGCAGUGUGACGGUGGGGCGGACUGUCCUGACGAGAGUGAUGAGAGGAACUGUGUCUGUGACCCAGUGACCCAGUGGCAGUGUGACACGGGUCGCUGCAUCAACAUCAACUGGAGAUGUGACCACGACAACGACUGCGGGGAUCUCUCUGACGAGCUCGGAUGUCCCACGCUUCACCCCAGUAUAUGCAGUGACCUGCUUUCCAUGCGCGCAUGCGCUUUGAUGAACGAGACAACCCACCCGAUAUGUCUGACCUACGAUGACGGCCACAAGUACUGCCGGAAGUACUGCGAUCUGUGUCAAGAUGACGUCACCACGCACACCAUGAAGCUUUAAAUAAAUUAACGCUAAAAUUCCUCGUUGAUCGAGAAAGAACUGAAAUAAGUUGUUUUGAAAAUGUUCUAGCAAAAAACAC
Physella acuta is the source of this 1065-nucleotide messenger RNA. Its product is annotated as low-density lipoprotein receptor-related protein 4-like. Lineage: Eukaryota; Metazoa; Mollusca; Gastropoda; Physidae. Gene Ontology annotation, cellular component: signaling receptor complex; plasma membrane. Gene Ontology annotation, molecular function: protein binding. The record is from RefSeq and is a predicted model, not a curated record.